AUGCUUCUGUUGGAUUAUCAGAACGUCUUGAUCCAAUCCCUCCUUACGGAGCGGUUCUCUGGUGCUCCUCCCGCCUCGAUUGAUCAAGUGGUUUCCGACUUUGACGGUGUGACAUUCCACCUCUCGACCCCCGAAUCCAAGAGCAAGAUCCUCAUCUCCAUCAAUGUGAAGUGCUUCAAGGAGCUCGUGCAGUACGGCGCACAGGAGGUGCUGGAGCGGGAAUACGGCCCCUACAUUGUGUCCCCCGAGCCCGGUUAUGACUUCUCAGUACAAAUCGAUCUCGAGAACUUGCCUGCUGAGCAGGAAGCUCGGGAGGAGAUGAUUAUGAAGCUCGCGUUGUUGAAGCGGAACGCCAUGGCAGCUCCGUUCGAGCGGGCAUUCGACGAGUUCGCCAAGCUUGCAGAGGAGGCCUCGAGAUAUACCUCUGAGUCGGCGCCUCAGGGUAUCAAGGAGGGUGGCGAUGUUAUGUCGAUUCACUACCGUGAGGAGGAAGCUAUCUACAUCAAGGCUAGUUUCGAUCGUGUGACAGUGAUCUUCAGCACUGUGUUCCGCGAAGAGACGGAUCGCAUCUUCGGCAAGGUUUUCCUUCAGACGUCGUGUCGUGACGCUACAGAAUGCGCCUCAGGUGCUCUUCCGCAACACUCCCCCCUUGAGCUGGAGGGUGUCCCCGGCGUGAAGCAUGCGGGUGAGGGAGAGAUGAGCUACGUCACUUUCGUUCUGUUCCCUCGACACUUGACCCCCCAGCGCCGCUACGAUAGCAUCUCCCACAUCCAGACCUUCCGUGACUACUUCCACUACCACAUUAAGGCAUCGAAGGCAUACAUCCACACCCGUAUGCGCAAGAGGACAGCAGACUUCCUCCAAGUCCUCAACCGAGCCAGACCCGAGAACGAAGAGCGAGAGCGUAAGACGGCGAGUGGCCGAACUUUCCGAGUGCAAAGCUAG
Messenger RNA from Penicillium atrosanguineum, 945 nucleotides. Its product is annotated as actin-related protein 2/3 complex subunit 2. Gene Ontology annotation, biological process: actin filament polymerization; Arp2/3 complex-mediated actin nucleation. The record is from RefSeq and is a predicted model, not a curated record. The transcript is spliced from 6 exons. The coding region runs from base 1 to 945 and encodes 314 amino acids. Gene Ontology annotation, cellular component: Arp2/3 protein complex; actin cytoskeleton. Gene Ontology annotation, molecular function: structural constituent of cytoskeleton; actin filament binding. Lineage: Eukaryota; Fungi; Ascomycota; Eurotiomycetes; Eurotiales; Aspergillaceae.